AUGAAUGGCUACGGGUCCCCUUACCUGUAUAUGGGGGCUCCGGUGUCUCAGCCCCGGGCCCCGCUGCAGAGGACACCCAAGUGUGCGAGGUGCAGGAACCACGGCGUGCUCUCCUGGCUCAAAGGUCACAAACGCUACUGUCGAUUUAAGGAUUGCACCUGCGAGAAAUGCAUCCUCAUCAUCGAGAGGCAGAGGGUCAUGGCGGCGCAGGUGGCCCUCCGGAGGCAGCAGGCCAACGAGAGUUUGGAGAGUCUCAUCCCGGAGUCUCUCAGAGUGCUGCCCGGUAUUGGUAUAGCAGGAGCCGGGGAGGGGAACCAAGGAGCUCCGCCGAGGACCGAGGAGCUGGAGCUGAGGUGGAGCAGCUCGGAGCAGCAGACUGGAGCACAAACAUGCGAGCUGUUUGUGCCAAAUUCUACAGAGGAAGGUGCUGAUGAUGCAUCAGGAGGAGAAAACGGAGGUAGCUCCAGUGAAAAGGAGCAGGACCCGUCCAGUUCCCCAGAGGGCUCCAAACCAAACUCCUGCUACACCCCUGAGCCUCCAGACACCCCUUCACACCAGGAGGAGAGCCGCUACACCCUACCAAAAUCCGGCAGCGCAGAAAAAGAGGCCAAAACCGAAAGUCCACAGAAGUAUCCCAUCAGUCCUGGAGAGCAGAGCGUCCUGAUUGAAGGCCUCGCCGGAUCCAUCAACCUGCCCUUCAGCCUCAGAGCCAACAGGCCCCCUUUGGAGGUCCUCAAAAAGAUCUUCCCCACUCACAAGCCCCCUGUGCUGGAGCUCAUCCUCAGGGGUUGCGGGGGGGAUCUGGUCGGUGCCAUCGAGGUGCUGCUGUCCAGUCGGAGUCCUGAUGGGAGUGCGCACCAGCAAGCAGACCCGCACCAGGACACCUUGGUGCUACCCUCAAAUGGACACCUGUUCGAGCACACUUUAGGCUCCUACCACCCGGUGUCCUCUUCAGCUAAGUGGUCGGUGGGCUCUGCUUUCCGGGUGCCAGAGUCCCUCCGGUUCACAUCCGACUCACCAUCGGGGGUGGUGUCAGGCCCAUUGGGUGUCCCCCUUCAGCACCCAUCCUUCCCUCAACCCACUCGGUACCCACUCAUGCUGCGCAACUCUCUAACCCGCACCCAAGCAAGCCCCUUCGUGCACAACGACGUGACUCUGUGGAAUACCAUGGCGCUCCAGCAACAGUACCAGCUCCGGUCUGCGGCCCAGUACGUGUCCCCUUUCUCCCCAGCAGCGGCGGCAGCAGCAGCAGCAGCGGCCCAAGCACCCGUCGGACCAGGUGGGACAGUAUUUCGGAGCUCAGCCCUCCUCUCCUCCAGGCCCUCCGACGAGCAGCGCAUCAGUAUCCAGGAGGAGAGCUGCACGCUGGGACCCAAAUCCGGCCUCUACUCUCCAGAUGAGGACUAUGAAGAGCGAUCCGACUCUGCAGACUCCCGCAUCCUAAACUCCUCCACUUAA
Molecule: messenger RNA, 1458 nt
Organism: Scomber japonicus (chub mackerel)
Lineage: Eukaryota; Metazoa; Chordata; Actinopteri; Scombriformes; Scombridae
Gene: dmrt3a
Product: doublesex and mab-3 related transcription factor 3a
Exons: 3
Coding region: 1-1458 (485 amino acids)
Biological process (GO): male sex differentiation; regulation of transcription by RNA polymerase II
Cellular component (GO): nucleus
Molecular function (GO): DNA-binding transcription factor activity, RNA polymerase II-specific; protein binding; RNA polymerase II cis-regulatory region sequence-specific DNA binding
Source: RefSeq, a predicted model, not a curated record